AUGGCUAAGCCAGCUUCCUUGUUCUCUCUGUUUCUGAGUUUUCUUCUGCUCUUCCAUGGCUGCAUUGCUCGGCAACGAGGACAGCAGCAGCAAAGUGAGUGCCAAAUCCAGAGACUCACCGCCCUCGAACCCAGAGAAUAUGUCCAAGCAGAAGCCGGCGUAACCGAGUUGUGGGACUCGAGGAAUGAGCAACUCCAGUGUGCUGGGGUGUCGGUUAUUCGCCAUACUAUCCAACCCAAAGGCCUUCUUUUGCCCUCUUACACCAACUCACCCUUACUUGUCUACAUUGUCGAAGGUCGGGGUAUUCAUGGGGUUAUGCUGCCUGGUUGUCCCGAAACCUUCCAAUCAUCCCAGCAAUCUCAGCAAGAACGAGCAGAACGAGAAGGCCAGAGUUUCCAGGACCGCCAUCAGAGAAUCAGACACCUUCAACAGGGCGACUUUGUGGCAUACCCAGCUGGGGCAGCACAUUGGGUGUACAAUGACGGUGAAAGAGAUCUUAUUGCCGUUGUUUUGCUUGACACCGGCAACAAUGCCAACCAGCUUGAUCGUGAUCCUAUUACAUUGGCGGAGGCAUUUAGAGUGGACACAGAGACAGCACAAAAGCUUCGAGGUGAAGACGACCAGAGAGGCCACAUUGUAAGAGCUGAGCGAGGGCUUUCAGUAGUCCAGCCACCAUUGAGCAGGGAAGAACAAGAACGGGGAGAGCGUGGAAAUGGCUUGGACGAGACUAUCUGCAGCACAAGGCUCCAAGAGAACCUAGAAAAUCCCUCUCGUGCCGAUAUAUACAAUCCACGAGCAGGUCGCCUUAGCACCCUCAACAGCCUCACAAUGCCCGUUCUCAAAUUCCUCCAACUUAGUGCUGGGAGGGGAGUUCUCUACAAGAACGCUAUCAUGGCACCCCACUCGAACUUGAACGCACAUAGUGUGAUGUACGUGACAAGGGGUGAUGGUAGGGCUCAAAUUGUUGACCACAGAGGGCAAACAGUGUUUAAUGAGGAGCUCCGAGAGGGACAGAUUGUGGUAGUACCACAGAACUUCGUAAUAGUGAAAGAAGCUGGAAACCAAGGGCUUGAGUGGGUGGCCUUCAAGACUAAUGACAAUGCCAUGAUCAAUACUCUCAGCGGCCGGACAUCGGUGAUGCGGGGAUUGCCGGUCGACGUGGUUGCCAAUGCAUACCAAAUUCCUAGAGAAGAGGCAAGGAGGGUGAAGUACAACAGGCGGGAGACCAUCUUGUUUGAGUCAAGACAAAGGUCUGAGAAGAUUGCUUCGGCAUAA
Molecule: messenger RNA, 1275 nt
Organism: Ilex paraguariensis (yerba mate)
Lineage: Eukaryota; Viridiplantae; Streptophyta; Magnoliopsida; Aquifoliales; Aquifoliaceae
Source: the annotation of a GenBank genome assembly